Monoraphidium neglectum is the source of this 897-nucleotide messenger RNA. RefSeq lists its product as hypothetical. The record is from RefSeq and is a predicted model, not a curated record. The transcript has 9 exons. The coding region runs from base 1 to 897 and encodes 298 amino acids. NCBI's taxonomy places the organism in Eukaryota, Viridiplantae, Chlorophyta, Chlorophyceae, Sphaeropleales, Selenastraceae.
AUGACAGAGGCCAAGGGCGGCCUCUCCCGGGAGCAGAAAAUCAACCUGCGGACAGAGGCCAAGGCGCCCUUCCGCUUCGCGCGCACGUUUAUCUUCGGCGGCCUGGCGGGCGGCGCCGGCUUGGGGCUGAUAGUGAUCAUCGGGCGCCUAGUGCAGUCGCUGAGGGGCGGCCCCGACGCCCCCCCGUUGACCGAGUCGUUGACCAACCUCGGGGUCAACUCGGCAGCGCUCGCGAUCCUGGUGUUCCUGCUGGUGCGCGAUCUGCGCGGGAAGGAAGCUGACGAGAAGGUGACGUCGCGGGAGGAGGCGCUCAGCAGGCUGCUGGUCAAGCUGGGCCCCGAGCGCGCCCUGCCGCUCAUCCGUUUCCGCGGUGUAGUGCGUCCCGUCAUCGUGGCAGGGGACAGGUCUUUCGUGGAGCGGUCAGUCAAGGCGGCAGAGCCCUACCAGGCCACCCUCAGGGCGCGCGGCGUCUCAGUGGUCCCUGUGGUGUACACUGACGACCCCAAUGCAAAGCUCAAGGCGCUGAAGAAGGAGCUGCAGCAGAAGUCGUCCAAUGUCAAGGGCUUCGGCAAGGGCGGCGGCGGCGGCGACGAGGGCGCCGCGGGCGAGCUGCCUGAGGGUGCGGGCAUUGGCAACAGCGAGAGCCUCACGGAAGAGGACCGCAAGUGGCGGCUGGAGCCGGGGGCCGUCGCGGAGUGGGAGCAAUGGAUUGAGGAGCAGAAGGAGUUUGCAGGGAUGGAGCGCGUGAAGCGCAAUGUGUGGGUGCAGAUCCAGCUCGACGGCACCGUCCGCGCCAGCGACGUCGGCACGCCCCCCUGGGCGCGCAUCGUGGCGGACCUGCCGCCCCUCGACUCGUUCAAAACCAAGGUGACAGACGGCAUCGGGCCGUCGGUGUGA